UGUUGCCCAGGGAACUUGUCAAACAAAACAUUCCAGAAAUUGGAACGUAGAGCCGGCUAGAGGUGACGAGCUAGCUAUUAUUUGCUUCUCAGAAAAACAGUGCAUAUUCCAGAAAUAUGUCGACCACUAUGUAUCCAACAGAAAGUAUUUACAACCUUAUUCCAAGGGAGGAGGUUAAAAUAGAGAAACCACCAAGGUAUAUGUCAAAGUUUAGGGCACAAGUUAAGCAUGAGAAAAUGCUGAAUAAGCCUACCAACAAGACUAUGGGACCAGUAAAAGUAGACUUGCCCUCUCCAGAGAAAUAUCUGCUCAAGCACUCCAAGGAACCCAAACUUCCUGAAAAGCAACCAUUUUCAUAUUUGGAUGAUGAGACUUUCAAAAAACCACAAAUACCUGCCAAAGCAGACAACCCACUUAUGGGCAUUCACACCAAAAAGGACUUUGUAAAGACAAACGCCUUUGAGAACAUCAUGGCAGUGCCAAAAAAGCCACAGCCUAUCUAUGCCGACACUAAAACUGGAGACAAACAGCUCAUGGAAAAUUCAGGACUACUCCCAAAGUACAUCAAGAAAAAGGACUUUGGGAAGACCCCAGAGUACUUGCAGCAUCGCACUGAGGAGGUGAGGAGGGCUCAGGAUGAGUAUGACAGCUUUGUCAAGGAACGCAUGAGACAGGGCACCAUGAAACAGCUCUCUGAGGAUGAGCGAAACAACAUCCUACAGGGCUUGAAGAUGAACUGGGGGGAGCUGCACCAUCAGUACCAGGGACUCUCUGUUGUCACGGACACCACCCCUAAGAAGUACCGCAAGGAGCGUCUGGAGCUAGAGAUGAAGCAGCUGGAGAGGGACAUUGACCUCAUCGAGAGAUACAAGACUAUAUUCAUCGCCAACAACUAACACACGACACCUCUUUUCUUUAGUGUCAAAUGGCAAAUACAUUGUAAACAGAUAUUCAGUGAAGAAAAAAACUACUGCCCUAUAAAUGCUAGAUGUGAAAUUGUCUGGAAAAUAGUCAUAUAACUCUCAUUACCCCUGUCUAUGAUUUCACUUUGUUUUGGAAAACUAAAUAAACUCUGCACUAUAUUUUAA
Oncorhynchus masou masou (cherry salmon) is the source of this 1088-nucleotide messenger RNA. RefSeq names its product enkurin, TRPC channel interacting protein (gene enkur). NCBI's taxonomy places the organism in Eukaryota, Metazoa, Chordata, Actinopteri, Salmoniformes, Salmonidae. The record is from RefSeq and is a predicted model, not a curated record. The transcript has 5 exons. Gene Ontology annotation, cellular component: acrosomal vesicle. The coding region runs from base 117 to 896 and encodes 259 amino acids. Gene Ontology annotation, molecular function: calmodulin binding.